Molecule: messenger RNA, 1805 nt
Organism: Lingula anatina
Lineage: Eukaryota; Metazoa; Brachiopoda; Lingulata; Lingulida; Lingulidae
Product: monocarboxylate transporter 13-like
Biological process (GO): transmembrane transport; monocarboxylic acid transport
Molecular function (GO): monocarboxylic acid transmembrane transporter activity
Source: RefSeq, a predicted model, not a curated record
CCAUAUAAAUACACUGUAGCCUCUAUUUGAUAUCGCUAUUCGCAAUACGCGAUGCUUUCGAGUUACGGGGCCCAGGUUAGCAGUAUAUCAACAGACAGACUUGACAGGCAACGAACCGACCUUGGCGGCUUUGUGGUCUUGCAGUAGUCUAUCCUGCAUUUUAUACAGCCCACCAGGACGUCUAGAAGUUUUAUGAGACAGGAUAGCUCUAGGGAGAAGAGGCUUAAUAUACUGUUAACAUUUAGUAACAUUUAUGAUUGUGUGAUCUACAAGUACAUGUACCGUAUCGCUGUCCUUCUGUAGUGGACGAAGAAUAUCGGCACUGGGGCCCUAUUUGCAGAACAAAGGUGAAGGACAUACUUCCCAGUCACCAAUGAAUCAGUCCGUCAUGAGCGACUCGUCUCCCACUGUUAGGCUGCCAAAUCUGGCUCUUGCUUCAUCUAUACAGUCUCUGCCCCACGUAGGCCUACCUGCGGCCCCAACCCAGGAUAACAAACAAGAUGACAACGUGAGAUCACUACGUGACGACGUGGACGGUGGCUGGUCUUGGGUUGUCAUGGUAUCGGUGGCAUUCACGUUUUUCAUAAGCAAUGGUUACGGGUACACGUUUGGCGUGUUUUAUCUUCCUAUUCUGGAAACAUUUGAAGAAGGGGAAACGAUGACAUCAGUGGUGGGAUCGAUCUAUAUAGGACUAUCACAACUCGCUGGUAUACUAGCCAGCGUCCUCUGUGACAAGAUAAACUGUCGUAUGACGUGUAUUAUCGGGUCUGUGGCGACCGCGGUGGGACUGGGCUGCAGCACUUUUGCCACUAGCUGUACCUUUCUCAUAAUUUCAAUGGGAAUUAUCGCAGGUUCGGGUCGCACUCUCAUGUACACGGCCUCACUCAUCAGUUUGUCCUACUAUUUCAAUGUCAGAAGACCGUUCGCCAUCUCCAUGGUUCACGUUGGAUCAAGUCUAGGACAACUCGUUUGGGGGCCGCUCUCCCACUUCCUGUUAGAUGUCUACAGUUGGCGGGGGGUCUGCCUCAUCCAAUCAGCGUUCAGUUUACAUGCCGUUGCGAUGGGAAUAUUGCUGCGGCCGCAUAAAUAUGAACAGCAGCAUAGAGAGCACUCGGGCCGAGAGAAACAUGGGUUCAGUUUAGCGCUGUUGAGAGACAGGUCAUUUGUCCUGCUUAUACUAAACUUCACUUGUGUAACGACCGUUACGGGCAUGUUACUGGUUCAUUACGUACCGUACUGUGUCCAAUCCGGAACUUCAGAACACAAAGCCGCGGGACUGCUCUCCGUUAUUGGCAUCACAAGCCUCGUUCUCAAACCCCUUGUGGGCGGGGCCACGACAUACCCGGAUAUUGAUUGCUUCACUUUAUGUACAAUGUGCCAGUCAAUCGUUGGAAUAGGGACCUUGCUUUUGCCAUUAUUCGUGGGUCAGUAUAUUGGGCAAUUUUGUUAUGCUGUGUUUUUUGGUAUCUAUACUAUACCUUUCUUCAUAGGGGAUACUGCCAUUAUGGCGGAGACGGUGAAGACGGAGUACCUUGGGACUGCUAUGGGUGUGCUAGUGUGUGCCAGUGGGAUUGGAUUCGCCUUCGGCCCUCUACUAGGAGGUCUGAUAUUCAGCCUUACGGGAGCCUACGCCAAGGCGAUGCAAACAGCAGGUGGCAGUCUUCUUGCAAGUACUUUACUCAUGUUCCUAGUCAAGGUCAAGGUCAAAUGCACAGAAACGAGACCGGGUAGCACAACAUCUGUGGAUGACGUAGAGCUGGAAAAAGAUCCCAAUAAUUCCGAUUAAAUAAACCGCUUUUGGUUGA